CUCUUCGCUCGGUCAUUCUUCGGCCGCGCUCCGGCUGAUCCAGGCUCGCUUUCGAAAAUUAACAAAAUAGUCCGCCCGGAAAAAUGUCCCGGUCCCUUUCGGUUUGUUUGUGCUUGUUCGCGGCCUUCUGGCUCGCCGGCAGCCAGUUCAGCGUCGAAAUCAAAGAGCCGCGAUUGACGACUUUCCUGAACAGGAUUACGAACACCACUUUCGAUUUGAUUAAAUCCGGAAUCAAUGUAUUCGGACAAACGAUAGAUAAAAUCAUUGAAACAUUCUCGAGGAUCGAAGAUCGUUUGAGCGCUCUGGUGGAGCUCAUUCGGAGCCAGCUCAUCAAAGGCGUGCCCGAAUUGAGCAUUCCCGUACUGGAUCCUCUUCACAUUAACAAACUCGAAUUCGAUGUUCGACACGAUGCUGCUAACCUUAAAGGAAAAGCUGAAGAUAUUACCAUCAAGCACAUCUCGAAGUUCGUCGUGGACAAAGAGGCCUUGACGGAUUUGGGAAAAUUGCGGUUCAGAUUGGACUUGAACUUGACGUUCCCCUUCAUAAAAGUGAAUGGAACCUACCAAGUGAACGGACUGAUUGGUCACACUUUUAAAAUUUUCGGCAACGGACCUUUCCGAUUGAACUUGAAGGACCUGAGAGUUGGAACUACCACUUAUUUGAAAUUUACGCUGCCGGCUCAAUUGCGCGUGGAAAGGCUGAAAAUCGACGCCAAUCUGAGGAGAUUAGAUAACCGAUUCGAGAAUAUGAUGAACGAUCCCGAAACGGGUGCUCUUAUUAAUAAGGCGAUAUCCAGGCUAGCGCCGGAGGCUUUGAAGAUUUUAUGGCCGGAACUCAGGGGAUCAGUCGAGUCACAAUUAAUGAAGUACAUAAAUAGCAUUUUGGACAACGCCAGUGUGGUGAACUUCGCUAAGAGGAUCUUCAAUAUUGUAUAAGAAAUUCAAUCGACUUACGAUUAUCAAAAUUUCUCGAAAAUUUAAGGCUGUUUAAUUUAUAUUAACGCCAGAAUUCUCGUCUAAAUCAAAACUAGAUUUCGAAGAUAAAAGAGCAGUCUUAACUUCAUUUUUUUAAUAAGUUACCAAGUGAUACUGUUAUUUAGGAAAUAGGUAAGCAGCAAUUUUGAUAAUUGUUUCCCUGUAAAUUUAGGUACAAAUAUGUUUUUUAAUUAAGAUAAAUGUAGUAUAUAUUUUGAAAAAUUAUCAAAAUUCAUCAUUAUAUUUACCACACACAUUUUUAAGUACUUGCCAGUAAUUUAAGAAACUAACAGAAUCCUGGAAUAAUUAAAAAGUAUACAUUAAUCAACAUUAGUCAUAUACUGUGAUACUCGAUUUUUUAACCCACGCAUUAUUCAUCAAUUGAAAUUAAGUGUAAUUCCAAAAUAAUAUCUGUAACUAAUAAAUCUAUUAUCCUUAUCAACAAAUUUUUAUUCCAAGCUUUAACGUUAAAUAAAAUAGCUUUUUUCCAAGAAUUGACAGUUUAACAUUAUUCCACUAUCAAGGAACUUCUUAUCUGAGUUAUUGAUGUGAUUUACUGAGGAAAUAAUUGUAUUUUCUAAUUACUUUUAUAUGUUUUUACUUGGUCAUCGAUCGUUUUAUCUGUAAUUAUAUUAUUAGCGGUUUAAUGUUUAAUCAGUAUUAUAUCUAUAAUAAAUAUUGUUUUGGACAAAUAAUUAAAAACUAAUUGCUAUUAUUGUUUAUUGGACUCAAUUAUUAGGGAAACGAUAAAAUUUCGUUUGAGAUUUUUUUGGAAAAUUAACAAUUUUGCCAAUACAAUGCAAUUUUACCAGUGUUUGUAUAGGAAACUAAACAUAAACUUAUUGUUAAAUUAUAAAGUUUUCUCGGUGUUUGAUAUUUUUGUAGGCAAAUUGAUACUUUGGUAAUAAAUAAAAUAAAAUA
Molecule: messenger RNA, 1895 nt
Organism: Phyllotreta striolata
Lineage: Eukaryota; Metazoa; Arthropoda; Insecta; Coleoptera; Chrysomelidae
Source: the annotation of a GenBank genome assembly